UUAGGUAUUUUAUUAUAUAUAUCUCGACAUAAGAGUUUUUUUAAAAAAAUAGUGUGCGGCUUGGACGAUUGAUGAACAGAACAGAACAAAACAUCAUCAACAAUGAUUGAUUCACUAGGACUUUUAGUUGUUCUUUUAGGACAUUCAGUGAUAACGAGAGGCGAAAAUAUUACGUGCAACACUUCAUGUGUACGUGGUCCCGAUAAUACAACAGAGACGUGUAACAUAACUACUGGUGAAUGUUUAUAUGGCUGUAACGUUGGGUUCGCUGGACCAAAUUGCACAUAUAGAUGUCCAGAUUCAUGUUUACACCCACAAGAUAAUGAAACUGGGCCAUGUGACCAUAUAUCUGGGGAAUGUUUACUUGGCUGCAAAGAAGGCUUUGCAGGAUUAAACUGCUCGAUUCUAUGUCCAGAGAAUUGUUUAACAGGUGAAAGCGGUAUGGAUAUAUGUAAUGAAACUACAGAGCAGUGUUUAUUUGGAUAUAAAGAUGGAUUUUAUGGUUCAAACUGCACAAGAAGGUGUUCUAAUGUAGACCAACACUGUGAACAAUGUAGUGAAAGAAAGGGUGACAUUUGGUGUGUUCCUUCAUAUAUAAGUGGUGAGCCGCAAUGUAGACAAGAUGAUGGCUAUUGUAAUCAUGGGUGUAAAACAGGACGGUAUGGUUUCAUGUGUGGAGUUCGCUGCAGUUCUACGUGUAAUGAUGAGUGUCACAGGGAAACUGGAAUGUGUUUUGAAUGUCAACCUUCAAGCUAUUGUGGAUCAACUUGUAAAAUACCAUGUCAAGAUGGUUGUUUACUUCAACAAUGUAAUCAAUCCUGUCAAUGUGUAAAGGGGUGUACUACUACCAAUUGGGGAGAAAAAUGUCAGACUGUAUGUAAUUCAAACUGUAUCAAACCAUCUAAUCCAUCAGAAAGAGUUUGCAACGCUUAUGAUGGAACAUGUCUAUUAGGAUGUGAAGGCGAACGGUUCUGGACUAAUGAGUGUACCGAACCAUGUUUUAGUACCUGUGUCAACGGCACAUGUGAGCAUUACACUGGAAAUUGUAAAGAUGGAUGCACGAGUAACAGAGUCUAUGGUGGGCGAUGUGAUACGCCGUGUAACAAAAACUGCAAUGCUGGCACUUGCAAAAGAGAGGAUGGAUAUUGUGAUAAAGGUUGUAAAGAAGGAAGUUUCGGUAACAAUUGUGGAAAUAUCUGUAGUGCAACAUGUUUAAACCAAAAAUGCAAUAGAGUUAAUGGCUGCUGCACAGACGGAUGUAUCUCUGGAUUUGAAGGACAGCAAUGCGAAAGAGGUUGUAAAGAAGGAAGUUACGGUAACAAUUGUGGAAACAACUGCAGUGCAACAUGUUUAAACCAAAAAUGCAAUAAAGUUGAUGGCAGCUGCACAGAGGGAUGUAUUUCUGGAUUUGGAUGA
Ruditapes philippinarum (Manila clam) is the source of this 1416-nucleotide messenger RNA. RefSeq names its product multiple epidermal growth factor-like domains protein 10. Lineage: Eukaryota; Metazoa; Mollusca; Bivalvia; Venerida; Veneridae. The record is from RefSeq and is a predicted model, not a curated record. Gene Ontology annotation, molecular function: scavenger receptor activity. The transcript is spliced from 6 exons. Bases 103 to 1416 code for a protein of 437 amino acids.